Eimeria maxima is the source of this 1278-nucleotide messenger RNA. RefSeq lists its product as hypothetical. Bases 1 to 1278 code for a protein of 425 amino acids. NCBI's taxonomy places the organism in Eukaryota, Apicomplexa, Conoidasida, Eucoccidiorida, Eimeriidae. The record is from RefSeq and is a predicted model, not a curated record. The transcript has a single exon.
AUGGACAAUUUUUCUGGUACAACUGAAACGGGCUACGCUUUUUCUGGGGGCGAAGCUGCAGCAGAAGAGGCAGGAGAGUGCGCUCGGAGCUCCUGUGCAGGGGCGAGCGAUUUUGAAGACUAUGACGAGGAUCAAGAAGAGGGAUCAGAGGACUAUGGAAGGGAUGAAACUUUUUCUUUGGUGGUGCCCCUUGAGACGCCAAAGCAGAAAUUACCCUUGUUGCUGGCCUAUUCUCUUCUAGGCGCGUGGAUUGUGUUUCUUGUGGCAGUGGGCUGGAGGGCGCUGAAGGGGGGAGGCCCCAAAGAUCUAGCGACAAUGCCUUUAGACUCAGACUCGUUGUUAACGUAUCGCGAUAGAUUCAGAGAGAGUGCAGACAAGCUAGAAGCCACGUGGAACAGAACUUCCGAGACAGUCAAGAACGCCUUUGCUAAGUACCAUUUACCUACCAUUCACGACGAAGAACAACUCAGUUCCAGUGAAGCAUGGAGUCUGCUGCAGAGGCAGAUUGAUGCAAUGAACCAAACUCCAUCUCCUGAAGCCCUCGCCUCUACAGAGGAGAAGUGGAAGUACGCGGCGCAGCUACAACUCGUAACUUCCCUCUGCAAUUCUGCGUCUCAGCGCCUUUCCAGCAUGGAUAAACUGGGGACCAAGGCAGAGAAAACAGGGUUUCGGGUGUUCUCUUUAGGUAGAGGAGAUGCUCCUAUGCUGCAACUGCCCUCGGACGACACAGCAGCAGCAAGCGAAGAAAUGACUUCAUCUGAAUUUCUUAAACGCCUGUUUCCGCGAACGCACCGUCAAAUGCAAGCUGCGGAGGUCAGAGGAACUGCUCCGCGUUCCCUAGGCCUCAGGCUGGAGAAAUUGGUACAGGCGCUUGAUAUGUACACCCUAGAAGGGCUAUACGUCGCUAUGGGCUUUGACGGGGUAUUACAAGCCUUCGGGCUGGCGUUGGGAACCGACAACGAUAACCGCUUUAUAUCUGCUCAGCCAAUCUCCUCACCUGCAGACAGAGUUCCUGCUGAUGCGAGAGUUUUGCUUCAGUUUAUAUCCGAGCAGUUCGAACAGUCGACGCAGACGCUGUGGUCCCUGAUUGUUGCUGAAACUUGCACUAAGCAAUGGGGGAAAGCCACUGUGGAAAAGCUGCUGCAAUCAGUUGAGCGUGGAGAGGAGGAAAGAGCGCGGGAACUGCUGAAACGUAAGAGAGAUCUCGUACAACAAGCUGAAAUUGAGAAAGCUCUCCCAAGGGGUCAUAUUCUUGCUUUGUCCCUGUUUUUAUUGUAG